AUGCGCGUCGUCAUCGCGUCUCCCAUCGCCGCGCGCGACGCCCUCGCGCGCUCGCGUUGCGCUCACGUCGAUGCGACGUCGACGUCGAGCUCGGCGUUCGUUCCGACGCUUCGUCGACGUCGCGCGUCCUCGGUGAGACUCGAUCGAGGGCUCAAGACGUCGCGAACGACGACGACGCGAGCGAGGAAGGGCUCGACGACGGAGCGCGACGCGAGAGAGGCGCCGAGCGUGGGCGGGGGGUCGAGUGAAGGCGGUGGCGGAGCAAAGGCGGCGGCGGAUGCGGACUUCACCAAGUGGUUGCUCGAGCGCGAGCUUCCGAGCAUGGGGAGGAAGACGAUGAAAUCGCUCUCGUCAUUACCGCUGGCAAUCGGGGAGUUGAUCGUCAUCGCCGGUUUCUCGGCGCUAGGGACGGUUAUUGAACAGAACAAGUCGUACGCGUGGUACGCGGAAAACUAUCCAACGGAGAAUCCGACGUUUGGUUUCAUCGAUUUUCCGUUGAUUCUGGAUCUCGGACUCGAUCACAUAUACACCACGUGGUACUUUGUAUCGCUCUUGGCGCUCCUGGGGGCGUCCUUGACGGCGUGUACGGUGACGAGGCAGUGGCCGGUGUGGAAACUUGCGGCGAAGUGGAAAUUCUUGGAUCGACGGGCGACGCUGCUUGCCAUGGACGAGUCAGAGUCCGUGCCCAGGGCUAGAUUGAGCGAUUUUAGCGAGUUACUAGCCGCGCGUGGGUACCAAGUUUUCGUCAAGGGGGAGAAAAUGUACGCGUUCAAGGGAUUGAUUGGGCGACUCGCGCCCAUCGGGGUACACGCGGCGUUGCUCUUCACCUUGGGUGGCGCCGCAUACAGCGGUCUCGGCGGACUCAGUGGAUCCAUGAUGGUCCCGGAUGGGUCAUCGUUCGAAAUAGGGUCAGGCUUGACGCGAGGCUCACUGUUAUCUUCCAUGCCUGGUGUCGCGAAAUCGAGCGUGCAGGUGAACGACUUUACAAUUGACUAUUUACCGAAUGGGCAAGUGUCGCAGUUUUAUUCCGACCUGAGUGUGGUGGAUCCGAAGGGCAAGGAGAUGUCCAGGAAGACAAUUUCGGUCAACGUUCCGUUAAGAAUCGGAGGAGUGACGAUGUAUCAGACCGAUUGGGCGCUAUCGUCCAUGCAAGUGACGGUGCAAAAGGCGAACGAAGAAGGUGGCUCUGGAGCGGGAAACACGUAUGUACUCCCCAUGGCGUCAUUGGAGGGUAAAGGAGGUUUCCAAGGUCGCAUUUGGGGUACGUUCUUACCAGUAGACUUCGACGGAGAUCAACGUCAGGGUAUUUCACUCGUCGCUCGCGAUUUUCAAAGCGUGGCAAUUUAUGAUAGCAAGGGGGCGUUUGUGGGCGUUCGCCGCCCGGAGAGUAAGAAGCCCAUAGAAGUUGAUGGAUUAAAAUUGGUGCUCGGAGACUUGAAGGGAAGCACUGGGUUGGAGCUGAAGACUGACCCUGGAGUGCCACUUGUGUACGCCGGGUUUGCGGGCCUCAUGGUGACUUCCUUCCUCUCCCUGCUGUCUCACUCGCAGGUUUGGGCGAUUCAGGAGGAGAGUGCCAUCGUUGUCGGUGGGAAGUCGAACAGAGCCAAGGAAGAGUUCAGAACCGAACUCGACGAUAUUUUAAAUUCCGUUCCGGAGUAUGUCGAUUAG
Messenger RNA from Ostreococcus tauri, 1668 nucleotides. RefSeq names its product ResB-like domain. NCBI's taxonomy places the organism in Eukaryota, Viridiplantae, Chlorophyta, Mamiellophyceae, Mamiellales, Bathycoccaceae. The transcript has a single exon. The record is from RefSeq and is a predicted model, not a curated record. Bases 1 to 1668 code for a protein of 555 amino acids.